Talaromyces proteolyticus is the source of this 1685-nucleotide messenger RNA. RefSeq names its product putative fatty-acid amide hydrolase. The record is from RefSeq and is a predicted model, not a curated record. The transcript has 4 exons. Bases 69 to 1685 code for a protein of 538 amino acids. NCBI's taxonomy places the organism in Eukaryota, Fungi, Ascomycota, Eurotiomycetes, Eurotiales, Trichocomaceae.
AAUCAUCCAUACAUAGCGGAAACUUCACUGAUUCUUAUUUCUGGUGAUCUGACUCGUACAAAAUCAAGAUGGCAUCAAAAAUAAAGAACUACAAGGUCAUCGCGGCGGCUAAAAGAGCUCAGCAGCAGGACAAGAUUCCCAAGAGUUGGCGUAUUCCUACAGACAGAUUCCGAGAUGCUACCAACGUGAUGGACAUACCACUUACCUGCGGGCUAUUAGACGAAACAGAAUCGAGAAUCACUUCUGACUACGAUGCAACCGCGCUUCUCGAAAAGCUAAGGGCUAGAGUCUGGUCGGUAGAGCAAGUGACUGUAGCCUUUUGCAAAAGGGCUGCCAUUGCCCACCAGCUAACGAAUUGUCUGACAGAAAUAUUUUUCGACGAUGCUAUUGAACGAGCGAAGAAACUUGACUUGGAAUACGACCAAAAGUCUCGUGAAAAUGCCCUCCCGCCACUCUUUGGGCUACCAAUUUCACUCAAGGAUAGCUACCAAGUUUCUGGAUAUGAUACAUCGACUGGAUUGGGUUGCUAUGUGGAUCAGCCUGCAGAGGACAAUAGCGCGCUGGCUGCGAUGCUAAUUGACUUGGGUGCUGUUCUUUACUCCAAGACCAAUCUUCCUCAGUCAAUCAUGACUGGAGAUUCUGACAACAAUAUUUUUGGAAGAACCUUGAACCCUCGCAACAAACUGCUCACCGUGGGUGGAAGUACAGGAGGUGAAGGCGCACUCAUUGCGCUUCGAGGCAGCAUCCUUGGAGUUGGGACGGAUAUUGGUGGCAGCAUUCGUGUCCCAUCAGUCUGCAACGGGAUCUAUGGGUUCAGGCCUAGCGUAGAUUUGGUUCCCCAUGGUGGUGUACGAGACCUCACACCGCCAGGGACAGAUGGUAUCCGUUCAACAGCUGGGCCUAUGGCGACCUCACUCCGGGAUUGCUCUCUUUUUCUAAAGACGAUACUGCAAGCAGACACGUGGAAGUAUGACAGUACUUCGAUCUCAGUUCCAUGGACAAAUAUUAAACCCGCACACAAGCUCCGGAUCGGCGUUGCUCAAAAUGACGGCGUCUAUACCCCAUCGCCACCAGUUAGACGUGCCUUGAAGCAGGCGGUCGAUCUUCUCCGCGACAAUGAUGACAUUCAAAUCAUUCCAAUUAACCUUCCCGACGUCAAAUCGCAUUAUCAAGACAUCAUAAGUUAUUUCACGCUCUCAGGAAGUGAUCAAUUCGCGCGGACAGGGGAGCCAGUUAUCCCAUCACUCGAAGCCAUUGGCCUUCUGUCGGUGCCGGGAACGACUCUACAGGGCUUUUUCGAUUUGAAUGUCCGCCGAGCCGAGGCCGCAAAAAAGUACCUCAAAUUGUUUCGUGACAACGAGAUAGAUGUAAUUUUAAUGCCGCCAGCACCGAAUACGGCAGUUCCCCUGGACUGCUGGACAAGGGCGGCAUAUACUAGCCUAUGGAACUAUCUUGAUUAUCCGGCAAUUGUUAUUCCUGUGGACCAUGUGCGAGACAUUGACUCCGCUGACGAUUUGAGGAACGCCCAAUUUGGCCCAGAGGACGAGAAGCUCUACAGUCUAUAUACCGGCCCGGAACAAUACAAGGACGCACCGAUUUGUAUUCAGGUAGUGGGAUAUAGACACAAAGAUGAGGCCUUGUUAAGGGCGGCAGCUGUGCUGGACUCGAUCAUAAAUAGUAUUUAG